AUCUUUUGGCUUCUGUGAAAAUAUUGCCAUUAGCCCAAAGGCAAGCAUUGUAAAGCGCUGGAUUGUGAGUCAUUCUGUGCGUUCAACUGUGCCUCAAUUUUAUGUGGCCCGCGCCGUAUCGAUGUAUUUGUGCGUUAAUGUGCCUGUGCAUUUGAUACGACAGGCGGGUGUGUUAUAUGUACAUUGUACACAUUCAUAUCAUACAUAUGGGUGUGUGUGAGUGAAUCUGUGUGAAUGUAGGAAACGUAGCGUUAUUUUGACGUUUCUGCUUGCAAGAGCUUUAUGACUUUUUACACAACACGCAAUAUCAGCUGGCUGAACACAUCGUCAUUUUAGUGAGUUUUAUUUCUCGUCGUUCAAAAUUUAUUCUGAACAAACAACAAAAGAGCGAAAACAACAACAACAAUAACAAACAAACAAACAAAAAUAUAAUAGAUGAAAUAUAAAUUUUUAAAUCGAAAAGCAGAAGAAGAACAUUUAAUUGGGAAUUUCCAUUUGGUGGUGAUUUUGUGUUGGCAUUGCUUUCAAACGCAAUUUUGAGUUAACUUAAGUUAUUGAGUUCGUCAAUUCUGUAUGUGAACAGCUAAUAAACUGUGUGUUGUAUUGGAGCUGUAGUGUGUGGUUCGUUUUAAUUUUGUUGCUAUUCAUUUUCGGUGAAAAGAACCAAACCAAUUUUCGUGUGAUUGCCUUUACACAAUUACCCAGAGUGUAGCACACAGCUGUUUUCGUCCACCGUAUAUUAUUGUGACUUUGGAUGGUUGUUGUUUUGCUUCCAUUCAAUCACAAUCCAUCGAUUCACCCAAAUUAUAUAUCGAAAUCGUUUGCCAAACGAUUCAAUACACUAAGCCAGCCAGCCAGUAAGCAAGAACGAAACACUCAAAUUCCAUCGCUAUUUUUCUAUAGUGUGCAGUAUAAGUGUUUAACAUCGUAGAUAUUCCAUAAACGUGAGCAUUUUAAAUAGAGAAACAAAACACAAACCACAAGCAAUAAACAACCACAUUUCGAGUGUUUCUUUUUUUUAACUCUCUCGAUACAAAUACCGAUGAUAAAUCUUCGAAAAAGAAAGAGACAAAGAUAAAAAGAAACAGAAUAAAAACGAAGCAAAGGAAAAGGAGACAUUCGGCGACAAAACGCACACAUUUGGCUAUUUUGCGAAUCAGCAAACAGCAACACCAAAACCGUAACCGUAACAAUCACAACGCAAAUCAAAUAAGAAAUGGCAUCAGAAAGAUCAAUUCCACACCUACGCGAUAUAUUCGGCAUAAAAGGUUAUAAUUCGCAUAUGCAAAAUGAUUGCGGCGGUGUGACUAAUGUCGAUCCAUACAGUAAUCCACAUAUGCCAAUGAAUGACAGUAAAAAACAUUCGCGAAACAAUAAAAAGCACGACAACAACCAUAGGCCAAUGACAAAUGGUGAUGUGAAAAUGUUAGAACGUCAUUUAAGUAUGAAAAAAACAAUACGAAAGAAAAUUAUGCGCGAUUUACAGCAGGCAUUUGUCGAUGAUCCAAAUGAAUUUCAAGUGGAAAACACAAAUGCGGAACACAUGAAGGCCGAACUAAAAGCCGAAGCUAUACGCUUCGGCGAGAAUCCAAGCAAAAAGUCCGACAAUUUUUUAGUAAUGUUGCGUGGCGGUGAUCAACACCAAGGACGAUACGAUUCAUAUAAUAAUGCACAACAAAGAGAAUAUGACUAUGAUUCGCCUGCAAUAUCGGCACGUGAUGAAAAGCAAAGCUUCUGGAAACGUUUCACAAUGAAAACCAAAUCGAAGCGCUGAGUGUGUGUGCGUGCGUGUGACCGCUGACCAUGCGACUAAACGAACGAUCAUUCGACCACCACCGAUGCCACCAGCCUCCGUCAUCGUUGCCAAACACCGACCUCAUCAUCACCGAUUACAAACGAAACAAUUAAAAAUUAUUUAAUAAAAAAAAGAAAAGGAAAAAAAGACGAAAUACGCAAAAAUUAUGCACAAAAAAUAGAGAAAGAGAGCGACGAAACGAAAGAGCGAAGAAGAAACAAAAUGAAACAAAUUAAAAAUGAAAAUGAAUAUGAAAUUAUGAUAAACGAAUAGAAAUGAGAUAUAUGAUGCUGCAAUCGAUCGUGAGCGUGAGAGACAUAGACGAAUGGUAUAUACAUUGAAAGUCCUUAACUUAAUUGAAAUUCAACGGAAUCCACCGGCCAAAAUAGCAACAACAAAACCAACAAACAAACACAGAAAGCACAGAAUCAACCCACAUUUACAAUGAACUUAAUGAACUUAAUCUGAAUACAUGCGAUAACAAACGAAAACCUAUUCAUUUUUUCGAUGUUGUUGCUGACUGUUUUUUUUUAAUAGAUUAAUUAUAAAAAUUAUGUAAAAUGCAACAGUUCAAAGCUAACCAGUUCAAAAAGAUAUCAUAGAUUAUAAGUCGAAUAAUAGCAACAGCAACUACAAUAAAAAUCGAUGCAAUGUAAAUGAUCACUUUUGAAAAAAUAUUUUGUAAGCAUAUUCGUUUUUUUUUCUAUCGCUAAUUUGAAAAAUAACCAGAAAUUUACAACAACAACAACUACAAUACUACGGCAGCAACAUAAAACUAAUGAAACAUUACGUUGAAAGAACAAAAACAUAGACAACAAGAAAAGAAGACAAAAGAAAAAUAAAUAAUAAUAACGAAAAAAUAUUGUUGCGUGCAAUACGAUUUUGAGCAAGCGCAAAACCAAAAAAAAAACAAUUCCAUUGAAUGUGAAUCGUUUUGAACAGAGAGUGAGUGAGAGAGUAAAGGAAGCUUAGUUAUGCUGAAAGUAUUAACUACUUCGACUUUUUUUGCAAGUGAAACAAAUUUAUUAUUGCAUUGUACUUUACAUGUUUUUAUAUGAAUAUAAUUUGAUCUGAUGACUUUUUUUUUAGGCGUUCAGACGAAAAUGUAA
Sitodiplosis mosellana (orange wheat blossom midge) is the source of this 2904-nucleotide messenger RNA. RefSeq lists its product as uncharacterized. NCBI's taxonomy places the organism in Eukaryota, Metazoa, Arthropoda, Insecta, Diptera, Cecidomyiidae. The record is from RefSeq and is a predicted model, not a curated record. The coding region runs from base 1217 to 1774 and encodes 185 amino acids. The transcript is spliced from 2 exons.